This is a messenger RNA of Leopardus geoffroyi (Geoffroy's cat), 2747 nucleotides long. It is a transcript of the gene BCL10, whose product is annotated as BCL10 immune signaling adaptor. Gene Ontology annotation, molecular function: kinase activator activity; protein kinase B binding; NF-kappaB binding. Gene Ontology annotation, cellular component: CBM complex; cytosol. Gene Ontology annotation, biological process: canonical NF-kappaB signal transduction; adaptive immune response; positive regulation of extrinsic apoptotic signaling pathway. The transcript is spliced from 3 exons. The record is from RefSeq and is a predicted model, not a curated record. Lineage: Eukaryota; Metazoa; Chordata; Mammalia; Carnivora; Felidae. Bases 277 to 978 code for a protein of 233 amino acids.
GGGGCCUGCGCGCGAGUCUCCUGGAGAGGAAGGAACCCGGGGCUAAGCGCGCUUUGAAACGUAAAAGUCUACAGCACCCUGGGCCCUAGAGGCGGAGCCGGAAGCUCUACGGGUUUCAGCUCUGAGCCCCUCUGUUUUCGAAGGGGUAGCCCUCUUCCUCUAGCCCGGGGCUGCCUCCCUCCUCCCCCUUCACCCGGAGGCCGAAGCCCCCAGCCUGGCCUGGCGGUGCUGCGGCAGCUCCCGGACCCGGAAGAAGCAUUAACUCUCGUCUCCGCCAUGGAGCCCACCGCGCCGUCCCUCACCGAGGAGGACUUGACAGAAGUGAAGAAGGACGCUUUAGAAAAUUUACGUGUAUACCUGUGUGAGAAAAUCAUAGCUGAGAGACAUUUUGAUCAUCUACGUGCAAAAAAAAUACUCAGUAGAGAAGACACUGAAGAAAUUUCUUGCCGAACAUCAAGUAGAAAAAGGGCUGGAAAAUUACUAGACUACUUACAAGAAAACCCCAAAGGACUAGAUACGCUGGUUGAAUCUAUUCGGCGAGAAAAAACACAGAACUUCCUGAUUCAGAAGAUUACAGAUGAAGUGCUGAAACUUAGAAAUAUAAAACUAGAACAUCUGAAAGGACUGAAAUGUAGCAGCUGUGAGCCUUUUCCAGAUGGCGCCACAAACAACUUCUGUAGAACAAAUUCAGAUGAGAGUAAUUUCUCUGAAAAACUGAGAGCAUCCACUGUCAUAUACCAUCCAGAAGGAGAAUCCAGCACGGCCCCCUUUUUUUCUACGGAGUCUUCCUUGAAUUUGCCUGUUCUAGAAGUGGGCAGAACUGACAAUCCCACCUUCUCUUCGACUACGCUUCCCAGACCUGGGGACCCUGGGGCCCCCCCUUUGCCACCGGAGCUGCAGUUAGAAGGAGGAGGAACUUGUGGAAACUCUAGUGAGAUGUUUCUUCCCUUACGAUCACGUGCCCUUUCGCGUCAGUGACUGAGAUUACAGCCUUCUGAUUUUUUUUUAAUAAUGACAAAAAAUAUUUGAAAGGAUAUGAAUCUUUUUAUAGAAUUGCUAUAAUGACUUAACGUUUGAUAUGCGUCUUUUAAAAUGCAAUGGAAGCAUACUUUGUAAAUAGAGUCUUUUAGAAUAAAAGAAGCAUACUUUUAGAUAGCUAAAGAAAAUCAUGUUGAUCAUGUAAUUUUCAGUGUUUUCUGUUCUUUCCAUUUUUGAGCUAUCUUGAGUGUGUUCACAUUUUUUAUGUUUUAAGACUAACAGAGAACAUUGCUCUAUUUGAGAGUAGAGUCUCAGGCUGGGAAUAAUGUCUCAGUGCAGUUGUGCCAGAAAUUUUCGAGGUCUAAUAGUCCUUUCCAAUUCUUCAGCAGUAAAUUUUCAGAUUAAGCUAUUUCUGGAUGGAAUAAAGCCAAUCACUGACAGGAAAACUGCCAGUGUACUGAGAAGAAUCUCUUUCCCACUCAGUUGGUCUUAGGGACACUUUACAGAGUCCCCUUCUUUUUUUUUUUUUUUUUUUUUUAAUUUUUUUAUUUUAUUUUUGAGAGGGAGAGACAGAGCACCAGCAGGAGAGGGGCAGAGAGAGAGAGGAGACACAGAAUCAGAAGCAGGCUCCAGGCUCCGAGCUGUCAGCACAGAGCUUGACAUUGGGCUCGAACUCACAAACCCGUGAGAUCACAACCUGAGCCGAAGUCUGAUGCUCAACUGACUGAGCCACCCAGGCACCCCACAGAGUCCCCUUCUAAUGUGGGGUGACAUCAGAGAGAAAUGUUGAGGUUGGAGCCACCGAAGAUCUCAAUUUGCCAAAAUACAUUUCUUACUCACCUUACUAAUAGUACCUUCUUAGGAUUUUCACAGUCUUUGCUUAUCAUUUUAAUUCCUACACAAAAAUCUUGACAAAAGCCUGCUAUUGCAUAUAAUUUGAUGAGAUUUAAAAAUGUGCUUUUCAUUCGCUUUUCAUGAAGACCACUGUACAAGUUGAAAUAACUAGGACAAAGUGUGUGUGUGUGUGUGUGUGUGUGUGUGUGUGUGUGUGUGUGACAGUUCUGUCUUUAAUAUUGUUUGGAACAAGUGGCCAUUAGCCUGAUUUGUCUUUUUGUUACAUAACAAAGUUUGACUAAUUUUACACCUUUAUAAAUUUUAUGCUGUCACUAUUUUUAUUUAAAUUAUAAUUCUAUUUUCCUGAUUAUAUGUCUCAUAUAUUUCCAUUACUUUCAAAAAGCAGAGAUGGAAUAUGCUAUUAACAAUAAAAGGUUUUAAAUUGUAGUGCUGUUGUUUUGGAAGUUUCAAGUAUUUCAUUAGGAAAUAAAUACCUAAAAUACUUUUUUAUGUAUGCCAAUUUUUAUACACACAUUACUUCAGGUUGUGAGAUCAAGUUGCAUUUCUGGAUAGACCAAUGAAUUUAUCAGUCAUGAAGAAGAUUGGCAUAUUGGCUUUAAAAUUUUUUUCAAGCCUGGAUGAUUUUUGUAGUGUAACAUUUUCUAAGGAUUAUAGGGAAACAUCUCACCUUCAGCAAGGCAUAAGAAAAUAGUAACAUUACAUUUGAAGAAAUCUCUUUAAAAAGCAGAAGCAGGCUUUUCAUUCAUUAAUGAAAAUAAAAAUUUGAUAUGUGGUUACUUUUUAAAAUUUAAAUAGAAUUUACUCAGAUCGAAAAAAUUUGGAUACGCUGUAUCACCUACAUUUAUGGUUUAUAACACUGAGUUUUCUUUCAGACUGUUAACUAUACAGAUAAUAAAAUUAAUGUUUUAACAAAC